UGCAGCAAUCUGAGGAAACUCCUCCAGAUAAUGAGAUGAGUUCAGAUGCAGUACAUGAUGAUGGGUGUUGUGAUGCUAAUGCACCUGUUACUGUCCAGCCUGAACCCUUAAAGUUUCAGACUGAUGGACUUCAGGAUGCUGAAACAUCCCUUCGUCGCUCUCAAAGAGUGCACACAAAGCCUAAGAGAUUGGAUUAUGUGAAACUAGGCAAUCCUCUGAUAAUGGUGGUGAAUUCUCUUUUCCAGGGUCUUAGUGAAGCACUGACUAGCUCCCUGAAUGGUUUUGAGAAUGCAUCUCAUGAUUCCGUCAGGCAUGUGUAAGCCGUGUGACUCAGUGUCACAUUGCAGAUGCCCAGGGACGGGCAUACCCUUCAGAGGGGAGGGUGUAACCCACAUAAAAUGGGGAUGCCUCUUUAAGAAGCAGGGGUUAGGGAAGCUAGGUAGUCUACCUGGCCAAUAAAAAAGUUUAGUUCUGGUGUGUAUCAGCCAAUCAGAAUGCAGACCGCCGCUGUAGGUCCCGCCCUCCUUCCCCGUGUCGGUAGCAUUGUUUGUGUGAGCGUGAAGAUCCGCCAUGAGGAGGAGACUGCUAAGCUGUGCAGCGUGAGAGUCUGUGUGUUAAGACGAUUAUAGUACUGGAUACGAACUUGAGACGAGCUCUUUUGCAAUUGCAAUUGCUGUUUGCCAUCUGACUUCUAAGCUGGAAGUCGUGAACUGACAUCUCCAGGAUGUGUGAUGUGGACGUGUCAUCAGAGCCCACCAGUCCUACCCUUUAUGGUGAAUCUUCAGACAAAUACUACCAUGUGGAGCGAUGGCAGAAGCUUCGCACAGCUGUCCGUAAACUGGAGUUCUGGGAAAAUUUCAGCGCUGAGCUAAUUGGGAGUGGUUUCUUCUCCAAAGUCUAUAAGGUGAUGCACAGGACCAAUCGGAAGGUGAUGGUAGUGAAGAUCUACAAAAACGAUGUGGACCAAGACAGCAUUGUACGAGAGAUCAGCCUGCUGCAGAAGCUCUCCCACCCCAACAUUGUCAGAUAUUUGGGAAUCUGUGUGAAGGAAGACAAACUCUAUCCAAUCUUAGAGUAUGUAAAUGGUGGCUGCCUGGAGGAGCUACUGGCGAGGAAAGAUGUUCCCCUGUGCUGGAGAGAGAAGGUGGACUUAGCCUGUGAUAUAAGCAGAGGAAUGAUCUACCUGCAUUACAAAAACAUUUAUCACAGAGACCUCAAUUCUAAGAACUGUCUGAUCCGGGUGACGUCUCGGGGGCGCGAGGCCCUGGUGACAGACUUCGGCCUGGCGAGGGAGGUGGUGGAGCUGCCAGUGAAAGACACCAGCAGGAAGCUCUCUCUGGUGGGCUCGGCUUUCUGGAUGGCCCCCGAAAUGCUCCGAGGAGAGCUGUAUGACCGCAAGGUGGAUGUUUUCUCCUUUGGCAUUGUGCUCUGUGAAAUCCUGGCCAGGAUCCCUGCUGACCCUGAAAUACUCCCCAGAACCCAGGACUACGGGCUGGAUGUGAAAGCAUUCAGGGAGCUGGUGACAGACUGCCCACAGCGCCUCCUGGAGUUGGCAGCCAGCUGCUGUAUGGUGGAAUCGUUCCGACGGCCAGCAUUCACAGAGUUGUUGGAUGAUUUGGGAGAAGUUGCUGAGACCCUGGAACUGCCUCCAAAAUCUGAAGUGGCUACGAGCUGAGCGCUGCAGCAGGAAAGCCCGCCUACCGAGUGUUAGGGCCACAGGCUGUGGGGUUAUUAUUGCUUGCUGUCUGGACAGGAAGCAGGAUGGAUGUGGAUGUGAUAUUCCGAUCUAGCUGUUUUUACAGGGUGGUGGAUGCUCCUGACUUCUCAUGGACACUUUGAUUUGACACAGCAGUGUUCAGAUGAUUGUUAGUUCAACUUGUACUGUUUUUGUUCCUCUCCUCUCGCUCGACCCCUUCUGUUUGUGAUUUGUUUGUAACCGACGGCACAGAUCAUCAGGUCUGUUGACAUAUUUCCCUCUUCUGUCCGCUCUGCCUGUGUCUUCUGAUUCUGCAGGCUUGGAUUCGACGCUCCUCCAGCAGGAAACUGCAUUUGUUGCUUAAAUAAAGCUCUGCUCUGUUAGGUUUUCAACAGAGGUAACUUCAUACACAACAGGACACGGUUUUAAGUUUGAUUUUGAGGGUUGGUUUCAUGCUAACAGUUUAUAGACACAGUUACUAAUUGGUAUCAGUCUGAGCUUAGUUAUCCUCAUGAAACAAUAAUUUUUGUUGUAUACCGAAAACCUCAUACAUAUCCUUUUUUUUUUUUUUAGGUUUGUGAAUUGUUAGAUGAUUUUUCACAAACAGGACGUCCUGUUUUGUUUUUCGUGUUUUUUUUUUUUGAGUUCCUUUGAGCUGAAUGUAUGUAUGUAAAUAGUCAAGUUUUUCUGCUUUGCUUACAGCUUUUUUUCUUUUUUUAAUUUUUUUUUAAAUUCUGGCGCCUUUUGUGAGGUUUGACAGGGUCCAUAAACGCUUCAGUUUAAUCUGUUCUGGUUUUGUGUGCGUGUGGUCUCAAAAACUUUUAGGCAGCUAAUUCUUUGGUUUCUUAUCCUUAAAAAAAAAAAAAAAAAACAUAUUCUGCCUUUUUUGGUGAAAUAAUUUUUAUUUCCCAUUUAGCAGUUCAGCUUUCUACAUUUGAAAGUAUAAAUAUUCAUCUG
Molecule: messenger RNA, 2653 nt
Organism: Archocentrus centrarchus (flier cichlid)
Lineage: Eukaryota; Metazoa; Chordata; Actinopteri; Cichliformes; Cichlidae
Product: dual specificity testis-specific protein kinase 1
Exons: 9
Coding region: 725-1675 (316 amino acids)
Biological process (GO): actin cytoskeleton organization; protein phosphorylation
Cellular component (GO): cytoplasm; nucleus
Molecular function (GO): ATP binding; protein serine/threonine kinase activity
Source: RefSeq, a predicted model, not a curated record